AAUGUAAAAAAGCAAUUCUUAUCAUAUAAAGACACCAAGAAAAUUUCGAUAGGCAAAUACCUUAUCAUAAGAAUUAUUGUAAAAAUUAACUCAAUCGAAGCUAGAAAAUAAAUAAUAAAAUGGAUAUUACGAAAAACAUGAAAAAAUUAAUGGAGCUAAAAAAGUCAAACAAAUUUCCCGAUCAAUUGGUGGAGGCUCUCAAAGUCAUAGAGAAAUAGUAUAAUAAAGUUUAAAUAUUUUUAAUUUGAAAAGAGAAGUUUAACCUUAGGAUUUAAGUUUAAGGAAAUCAAAUGAAGAAAUUAAUAGCACUUAGAAAAAAUCAAAUCAUGUCAGUCACAUUAGUUAAAUUUGGACAAAAAGGAAUAGAACUGAUAACAAUUCAUUAACUCCUAGAAAAGUAGGAGUAAAUGAUUUUAUUUUAAAUGCAAGUGCUUUUUUAAAAGAAAAACAAUUAGAAAAUCAAUUAGACAAACUUUCUUAUCAAAUAAUCAAACUUUAAAAUAAAUCUGAAUAAUUAGAAAUAUAAAAUAAAAUGCUAUUUACAAAUAUAUAAUAAUAUUAGUAAGAUUCAAAUAAAAUGAAAGUAAUAUGAAUUUUAUAAUUAGGAUAGAAAUUGUCUUAUUUAAAAGUUAGAUAAAAUGAUAGUUAUGUAAUAAAGAUAGGAAGAAAAUCUUAAUUAUUUUAAAUAAUUAUUUAAAGAUAAUAGUGAUUAGUUUAUGAAAAAAUAAAAUUAAAAUUCCCUCCCAAAACUUCGACCAACAGGUUUAUCAGAAUAUCUUGGUUUUAAAAUUUGA
This is a messenger RNA of Paramecium sonneborni, 794 nucleotides long. Lineage: Eukaryota; Ciliophora; Oligohymenophorea; Peniculida; Parameciidae. The record is from the annotation of a GenBank genome assembly.